Molecule: messenger RNA, 393 nt
Organism: Homalodisca vitripennis (glassy-winged sharpshooter)
Lineage: Eukaryota; Metazoa; Arthropoda; Insecta; Hemiptera; Cicadellidae
Exons: 5
Coding region: 1-393 (130 amino acids)
Source: RefSeq, a predicted model, not a curated record
AUGACUGUAAGGUGGCUCAUACUGGCCGUGGUACUAGCUGCAGCGUUACAUGUGGGAUUUUGCAUUGUGUUCACCAGUGGGGGAACUUUUAAGCUGAUUUGGGGCUACUCUAUUCCAGUGGAUGUUCCGGCGCCGAUGGGUAUCAACUAUGUCCACAACUUCCAGUUCCAGUAUCCUCUGAUAGACAACUCCUCCCAAGUGUCAUACGUGCAGCAGGGGGCGAGGCGUCAGCGGCGCUCCUUCACCCGCAAACAGCUCUACAGCGUCAUAGAGCAUCUGCUUGACGAGAGUGGAUUAGAUCGGACCUGUUUACUGCGCUCGGUCUGUGAAAGCAGCGCUGCGCCGUUUGUGCACAGUGGCUUCAUAGAGGAACUGUUCUGGAGAGUGGAUUAG